GAUAAAGAAUUAGGAGACCUGCUUCGAUGACCUGCGGCUACCGGUAGAGUGAUCGCUGUCAGUCAGACAGGUGUCAUGGCAGUGUCCGGCAGAUUUGUGUUCACUUUAUUGUGUUGUGUUGUCAGCUUUCAGCAUGCGUUAUCUGCAUGUCCCGGUGGAUGGUUAACCGUAGGUACGGGGACUGCAGCGCAGUGCUACAGGCUUUUCCCAGCGGUAAGACAAACCUUCGCUGCUGCGCAGUCGUACUGCGCACACCAACAACCACCUGGUUAUCUAGCCAGAGAUUUGUCAACGGUGACACACGCCGCACUUAAGACGCGUAUCGCAAGUGCAAGAACAACUGUGCCGGCCCCUGAUUCUUUUUGGUUCGGUUUAACAGAUAACAACACAAAUAAUGGACCAUGGAGAUGGGAUAAAGGGCCAGUUGUUGGUACAUACAGGCCAUUUUUCACCAACUUCAAUAAUACACUAAACCGAUUGGACUGUGGAUAUCUUGUAACUGCUGAAGCUGAUCCAAAGUGGCAUGUAACCACUACCUGUGCUGCUCUUAAAGCUGUAAUAUGUCAAGUGGACUUCAACGCUGCAGCACAAAUCACAACAAGACCAACCACACCAGCCCCUGUCUUCUGCCCUGGGGGUUGGACAGUUUACCAACAAAAACGAACUUGUCUACAACUCAACACUAAUUUGAAGACAUGGCCAGAUGCAAGAGGCUACUGUAAAGCUAAUGGAGGGGACCUUGUGAAAAUUGCUGACAGUGAAUUUAAUGGUUUUGUUAAUGGGUUAGUGACUUCUCUACAAGGGGAUUAUUGGAUUGGAUUAAAUGAUCAACGCAGAGAAAAUGCAUUCGGUUGGCUUGAUGAAACUACGACAGCGGCCUUCACAUCUUGGGCUCCAGGUGAACCAAACAAUGCCAAUCAAAAUGAGAACUGUGCCUCUCUAUCAGCGUCUAGAGGCUACAAGUGGAACGACGCUCCAUGUGAUACCCUCUACAGAUUCAUCUGUCAGCAUGUGCCUUUAACAAAUGGAGUAACACCAGUAGUUCGUACGACUCCACCUAGUGUGAACUGUGGUGCAGGGUGGGAGGAGGACCCAAACUCAGACAACUGCUACCAGAUAAACAUUAACAUGAUGAGCUGGACAGAUGCGCAGACAACCUGUCAGACCGCUGGUGGUCAACUGGCCUCUAUCAACAGUGUAGAGGAGCAGUUCUUUCUUUCAGCGCGUUCAAUGUCAUACGCGGGUAACAUGUUCUGGAUUGGUGCCAAUGACAGGGCUACUGAGAAAGGUUGGCAGUGGAUCAACAACUCACCAUUUGGUUUCUUAAACUGGGAUUCAGGCCAGCCUAAUAAUGCUCAAGAGUCUGAUUGUGCAGUAAUGAUAAAAUCAUCAGGACGGUGGGAUGACCUCCCUUGUAAUAACCGUUAUGGAUUUAUUUGCAAAAAGAAAGGGAGAGUUACUUUAUCUACACCAAGACCAGCCUCAUCACCAGCAGGAAUCCCAGCUGACAAAAUGUGGGGGUGUCCAGGGGGCUGGACAAGCUAUGGUGUUUCCUGUUACGCCAUGUUUUCGUAUCCGGAUGGGGUCACGUUUUCUGAUGCCAGCACAUUCUGCUCUCAAAAACAGGCUACGCUUGCUUCAAUUGCGAAUGAUGCUGAAAAUAGGUACAUCUUCAGCCAGAUCACUAGAGGUUAUAAUGAUGGAGUCUGGAUAGGUCUCAAUGAUCAAAAAAGGGAGAACAGCUUUGAAUGGACAGACAACUCUCUGGUUACUUAUACUAAUUGGAACCCAGGAGAGCCCAACAAUGUGAAUCAAGAAGACUGUGUCACUAUGCUAGCAAAUGCUAAUGGUAAGUGGAAUGACGCUACUUGUGAUUCCAAAUACAAGUUGAUUGCAUGUAAGCAAGGAAAAAAAGUCGUACCCAAAAACGGAUCGCCUGAACAGCAAGGAUGUCCUGCAAACUCAAUAGGUUAUGGAGCCUCAUGUUAUAGCUACAAUGAUGCAGCAGUAAACUACAACCAAGCCAAAGCAGCUUGUGUAAGCAAGAGUGGAACUUUAGCCACUGUGGAUAAUGUUCAGAUCCAGUCAUUUUUGGCAGCUGAAUUGUUUGGAAAAACCAUUGAGGCCUAUUGGAUUGGUUUGUCUGCAACAAGCAACGUUUACAGAUGGGUUUCAAAUGUUCCAUUCUCUUUUACAUCAUGGAGCAACACUCACACAGGUAAUGCCAAUGAAGCCAACACAUGUGUGGGUAUGCAAACAGCAAGGCCUACAGGAUUGUGGGUAAAUUACAACUGUGGCAAAACACUGCCUUACAUUUGUGAAACAAGACGCACUGGUUUUACCACACCCAGGACCACACCAUCCACAACCCCCACCUUGCCCUGUCCGGCUGGGUGGACAGCCAGGGGAAGUUUGUGUUACAUGCCUUUCAUCAUGCCCACCAAUGCUACUCUCCCAUGGGCCAGUGCCAAAGAUUACUGUGCAAGCAGAGCUAGUGGUGGCACCUUGAUCUCUAUUCCAAAUUCUGCUUUUGAAACUUGGGUCAGAACAACUUUAUUGAAAAACACUGCCGGAACUUACUGGAUAGGUUUAAAUGAUAGGGAUACUGAGGCUGGCUACAAAUGGACAGAUGGGUCAGGGGUCACAUAUACCAACUGGGCACCAAACCAACCAGACAACAUGUUAAAUUCAGAAGAUUGUGUUCAGUGGGCUUUACCUGCCAAUAAGUGGAAUGACAACUACUGCUAUGUUGCCAACAGUUUCAUUUGCCAAGCACCCAGAGGAGCUGUGGUUCCCACAACUAGACCAACUAUAACACCUGGACAUAGCUCUGCACAAUGUGGCAACUCCUCAUGGACACUGUACAACAACUUCUGCUACUUUGUGAGCGCACCAGGGGGCGACUCUUCUCUGGCCAGUUGGUUUGAUGCUCGUCUGACAUGUAAGAAUAUGGGAGCUGAGCUUGCAAGCAUAGCUAGUGAUGAUGAGAAUGGAUACAUCACCACAAUGGUUAGCCAAAAUCCAGUGGAUUCCUUCUGGAUUGGAUUAAAUGACCUUGACCUGUUUACCUAUGGAUGGACAGAUCUUAGUCCAGUGUCUUAUAUCCACUGGGGACUUAAUCAGCCUGAUGAUGCAUAUGGUGCAGAAAGAUGUGUUGAAAUAGGCUCAACAGGCUAUUGGAAUGAUAAUUUCUGUCAAGAGAAAAGAGGAUUUGUGUGUAAAAAGAGAUUGAAUGGUUACACCCCACCAACGUUGGCGACUCCCAGUUUGAAAGGUGGAUGCCCAAGUGGAUUUCACUCUCUGCCUUCUUUGAGAAAGUGUUUUGCUGUUGGUGGAACAACACCAGCCACACGUAAAACUUUUGAGGAGUCUUUCAAAGCAUGCGAGCUUAUGGUUCACAAGUCUACUCUGGCGUCGAUACACAGCAACCUGGAAGAAAAGUUUCUAAUUACCCUAAUUGCUGACCUGACAACGCCUGCUUGGAUUGGCCUAAAUGACAGAAAAACCAGAAACCAAUUUGGGUGGAUGGACAACCAAAAUGUAGAUUUUGUUUACUGGGGCUUAAGGCAACCAGAUGAAAAUUUAAAUGACAACAAUCCAAACAAUAGAAGAGACUGUGUAGACAUGGAGCUAGGCGUACAGACCAUUGGAAAGUGGGAUGACAAAAGGUGUCUUGACAAAUAUGCCUAUAUCUGUGAAAGCAACAAAGGUGAAAUGUUGCCUACAGAAGCUCCAAACAUACAGGGUUGUCCAAAUGGCUAUACAAGAUUCAGGAGCAGCUGUUACAGGUUUUACGCUUUCACCUUCAACUGGACAGAUGCUGAAGGCUACUGUGUAGCUGAAGGUGGUCAUUUGGUCAGUUUGGAUAGUGUCGCUGAGCAGGCCUUUAUUGAAAUAUUAACCCAGAAAAUUGAUGCUGUACAGAUGUGGGUUGGCUUGCGAUUUACUUUUACAACACAAGGAUUUGCUUGGUCUGAUGGAUGGCCAGUGGCCUUCACCAACUGGGGUCAAGGCCAGCCAGCACUAACUGGCAUGGAUUCUUGUGCCAGUCACACCAUUGAUGGCCAGUGGCAGGAUGUGCCUUGUGUUAUGCAGCUGAACUUUGUUUGUGAGCAGAGCUUAGUCCCACCUCCAACACCUAAGCCAACGAUACCAGUGACUCUCGCAGCAUGCCCUGACAGAAACUGGCAAUUAAAUGGCGCCUACUGUUACUAUUUUGAGAAAAGACUCCCCAAAACUUGGCCAGGUGCCAACUAUGCUUGCCGUAUGCUUGGUGCUGUCCUUCUGACAAUACACACAGAUGAUGAGGCCAGAUACCUGACUGGUUUGGUCACAAGUUCUCACUUGGAUUCUUGGAUUGGUCUCAACAGGGGGGAAGGACAUGGCUUUGCCUGGGCUGAUUCUUCACCGCUAGAGUAUCUUUUUUGGGACAUGAAUGAACCAAGCGACCCAGAAGCUGCUAUGCAUCAAGAUUGUGUUAAGAUGUCUCGACAAAACGGAAUGUGGUCUGACACUAACUGCUUUGAUAACAAUGCCUACAUUUGUAAGAUGCCAUCAUCAUUAGCAACAACUCAAACCACUCAAUCGGCUGUCAUAACAACCAACGCACCAGCUGUCCAGUCGUCUGGUGGACAGAUUAUACAAAGCACAAGUGGCCAGGUACAACCAGUGAAUACAAAUGGCCCAGCUACCAGUGGCCAGGUUGUAACGUCUGGUGGUGAUCAGAAUAAGCCCAUCACAAGUAAAUACACUUCAGACUCUGGUGGAAGUUCAGGCUUGAGUGGUGGGUCCAUUGCUGGAAUUGUCAUUGGAUGUCUAGCCAUUAUAGCUGUGACUGUUGUGGUCAUAUUUGUGGCCAUGCGCUAUUUCAAUUUGCAAAGUAUGUUUCUAUCGAUGAGGUCAUCUCCUAGCUCUGGUUUUGACAACGCCACCUACAGCAGUGGAGAUAAAGUGAAGCUGUCUGUUAGCGAUGCGUAGUAGCAAGCUAUGUGUAAAUUUGGAUGUUUUAUAUUCUCAAGAGAAUUCUAUUUGAAUAUUUAAAAAAAAGACCGUUCAAACUUAUUUACUAAGUGCCAUAUGUAUUUCGUUCGCUCAAAAUAUUUAAUAUGAUAAAUAUUACUCAGAAAAUGAUUUCUAUUACCAUUACUGUUACAGUGAAGUAUUUUCUUUUGGAGUAGACUUGAACUUAUCAUCGGAGAUAAUAAUGAGUUAGCAUAUAGCUGUUGCAUAGAUUGAGUUCGAGUGUGUUAACAAUGUUUUUAUUAAAAAAAAUGCUGAGUGCCAUUUUACUCAAAUAUAAUUCCUAUCAGAGUCAAUUAUGUUGUAGAUUUAAAAGAUAACACAAAUUUGACAUCAGUAUUUACUAUUUAAAAAAACCUUAGAUGUUGAUUUUUUUCAAGUUUCAUGUCAUCUCAUAAUAUAUUUAAUGUUUAUAUAAUUAUGUGUCUGUUAAUUUGAUCAAUUACUUUUAAGUAACUUUUGUAAAUAUUUAAUUCGAAUACUUGGACAUGAUUUGCACUGUACAGAUAUUUCAUUAAAAUUCAUCCUUCACAAAUA
Molecule: messenger RNA, 5556 nt
Organism: Physella acuta
Lineage: Eukaryota; Metazoa; Mollusca; Gastropoda; Physidae
Product: macrophage mannose receptor 1
Source: RefSeq, a predicted model, not a curated record